CGGCCGCCGCGCAGCCGCUGCUGACGUCGCUGCUGUCAGACAUGCUGGACCGACUGCGCGCCGACCGCUUCCACGGGCACCGCUUCGACCGCGGCCACGCCGGUCGGCUGUGCGACGCGGCCGGCACGUUCGCCUGCCAGGGCGAGUUCGCCGCCGAGCGGUGCGGCUACGACGACCACCGGGUGAACCCCUACAGCAGCCGCGAGCAGCGCAUCGUGUUCUCCACGUGGAACCUGGACCACCGCAUCGAGAGGUCGCGGACGAUCCUGCCGACGCUGGUGGAGACCGCUCAGUCGGCCGGACCGCACCGCCGGGUCAACUCCGACUACUUCUACCGGCUGCUCUUCACCACGGAGAACCUGCGCCUGGUGCACGUCGUUUGUCACGACAAGGGCUCGCAUGACCGCUUCACAUGCGACCCCAAACUGGUGUACGUCCGCUGACGGCGCCCCGCGGUCGGCGGUCCAGGUGGAGUGUCGUCGAUGUGGCGAUGGGUGGCGGCCGUGUUUUAGGAUGUGUCCAGGGAGUUUUGUUUUAACUUUCGAUGCCAAUGCCUUUGGCUUGGUCGAUCUAGUUUUUCAAUGCUUAUAUGGGGAUCGCCACAGCGAUUUGGUGCGCCAAGAGCGAUGGCACUGCCACACCAAAUGGUGGAGUGCUAGUAUAACUCACUCGGUCUGGUGAUAACUGCAUUCGAGUUGUGAUGAUACCAACCUUGUGAUGUCAACAGUCAUGAUCAAUCUUGCCGCGUCUAUUUGCCUCCUCUGAUGACCAUCUUGCAAGUAAUUGGACAUUUAGAACAUGAACACGAUGACGGUUAACAACUGCAAAC
Pollicipes pollicipes is the source of this 829-nucleotide messenger RNA. Its product is annotated as DNA fragmentation factor subunit beta-like. Gene Ontology annotation, cellular component: cytoplasm; nucleus. The coding region runs from base 42 to 443 and encodes 133 amino acids. NCBI's taxonomy places the organism in Eukaryota, Metazoa, Arthropoda, Thecostraca, Pollicipedomorpha, Pollicipedidae. Gene Ontology annotation, biological process: apoptotic DNA fragmentation. The transcript is spliced from 2 exons. Gene Ontology annotation, molecular function: DNA endonuclease activity. The record is from RefSeq and is a predicted model, not a curated record.